UUGACAACCAUUACCGGUUGCUUUCCUGAUAUGAUGGUCUACAACAGUCAAACAACACAACACUGCGAGGUGGACAAUGCCAAUGUUCUGAGUACCUUGUCUCUUAGGGUUGGGUAUUACACUCCUGAAGGAAGACUCAAUUCUGGAUGGCCAGCUUCUCUUGUGGAGGGAACAAAACUCAUUUCAUUUGUGCCUAACAGUGGAGGUAUUUCAGGGGAUAUGAGUCUUGUCAUUGUGAACGAUGUUCAAGUCGGGGACUCUAUUCCAGUAUCGAACAACUUCACCAUGAACUUUCUGAGAUAUGGAGCAACAAUAGCAUCAUUUACUUCUAACAGUGCCUAUUAUGGGUUGAAGACAAUGGUGCGGACAAAUUUACCAAAUACCAAUCCCAUUCAGAACUGCAUGCUAGUUCCUCCUCAGUCAGACUGUGAUGCCAUGGCAAAAAAAUGUAGUGGUGCUACUGGAUGCUACAAUUUGACGACUUCUGCAUCCCUUCCUAUUCCUGGGAACUACUCACUCUGCUUAACCGCGAGUGGAUGGCAAGGCCACUACUUGCCGUGGGGUGCAAUUCCCCUCGAGGUGAUGGUGCUGGUGCCAAACGAGCUGUAUAUGAACACUCUC
Trypanosoma theileri is the source of this 621-nucleotide messenger RNA. RefSeq lists its product as uncharacterized. NCBI's taxonomy places the organism in Eukaryota, Euglenozoa, Kinetoplastea, Trypanosomatida, Trypanosomatidae. The transcript has a single exon. The annotation marks the transcript as partial. The record is from RefSeq and is a predicted model, not a curated record.